Messenger RNA from Rubroshorea leprosula, 2734 nucleotides. The record is from the annotation of a GenBank genome assembly. Lineage: Eukaryota; Viridiplantae; Streptophyta; Magnoliopsida; Malvales; Dipterocarpaceae.
UUAAAAGAAAAUCGCUUCCGCCGACGGGGAGAAUUACAAUCACUUGAGAGCGAGUGAGCUCAGAGAUGGGAAACUGCUGCUCGGAUGUGGACGGCGGGAUGGCUGCGGUGGGUGGAACCGCAGCCUCCGCAGCCUCUGCUACCAGCAACCAGGACGAAGCCGUUGACCACUUCUUAAAGAAAACUGGCUUCCACGGUGGCUACUCUCAGAUCGAGUUAUCAUUUUCUGCUUCAGAUUUGCGAGACCGGGAUGUGUUCUCCAAGAGUGAUCCAAUGUUGGUGAUUUAUACAAAAGGGAAAGAUGGAACACUUACAGAAGUAGGCCGUACUGAAGUAGUUCUUAAUUCAUUGAAUCCAACAUGGAUCACAAAACACACAGUUUCUUAUCAUUUUGAGACUGUCCAAACCAUGCUGUUUCAUGUCUUUGAUGUUGACACUCAGUUUCAUAACAUCGAUGUAAAGAUGCUUCAGUUGGAUGAGCAACAAUUUCUUGGGGAGGCAAGUUGUACCUUGUCAGAGAUUGUCACCAAAUCAAACAGGUCAUUGACCUUAGAUCUUGUACAUAGAGGAUCUAGCACAUCAACCCAUCUUCGGCACCAUGGAAAGCUUACUGUUCUUGCUGAGGAACGUGUUAGCUCGAAGACUACAAUAGAGAUGAUAUUGAGGUGUUCAGAUUUGGAAUCAAAGGAUCUCUUAUCGAAAAGUGAUCCAUUUUUGGUUAUAUCCAAACUUGUAGAGAGUGGGGAUCAAGUUCCUGUGUGUAAAACCGAAGUCAUAAAAAAUGAUCUGAAGCCAACAUGGAAACCAAUAUUUUUAAAUAUUCAACAAGUUGGAAGUAAGGAAAAUCCAUUAGUAAUAGAGUGCUUUAACUUCAAUAGCAGUGGCAAGCACGAUCUGAUUGGAAAAGCUGAGAAGUCACUUGCAGAAUUGGAAAAGAUUCAUUCUAGAAGGGAAGGAGAAAUUUUAUAUUUACCAACUCUUGUUGGGCAUAGUCUCCAAAACAAGGUGCUAAAGAGCCGGAUUUUUGUGGACAAAUUCUCUGAGAGUGUUCAGCAUACCUUCCUGGAUUACCUCGCUGGUGGUUUCGAACUGAACUUCAUGGUUGCUAUUGAUUUCACUGCUUCAAAUGGAAAUCCACGCCUCCCUGAUUCCUUGCAUUAUAUUGAUCCGUCAGGACGGCCAAAUGCAUACCAGAGAGCAAUCCUUGAGGUUGGAGAGGUAUUGCAAUUUUAUGAUGCAGACAAGCACUUUCCUGCUUGGGGGUUUGGAGCACGGCCCAUUGAUGGUCCAGUAUCUCAUUGUUUCAACUUGAAUGGAAGCAGUAAUUACUGUGAGGUUGAUGGAAUCCAAGGAAUUAUGAUGGCAUAUACCAGUGCUCUCUUUAAUGUUUCACUUGCUGGGCCAACACUAUUUGGACCCAUAAUUAGCAAUGCUGCACUUCUUGCUAGUCAAUCUCUUACCAGUGGUGCAAAAAAGUACUUUGUUUUGCUAAUAAUAACGGAUGGGGUAGUAACAGAUCUCCAAGAAACAAAAGAUGCAAUAGUUAAAGCGUCUGAUCUGCCAUUGUCCAUCCUCAUAGUUGGAGUUGGGGGAGCUGACUUCAAAGAAAUGGAGAUUUUAGAUGCAGACAAGGGAGAAAGACUAGAAAGUUCAACUGGACGUGUUGCUUCACGGGAUAUUGUCCAAUUUGUGCCAUUACGGGAUGUACAGGCUGGAGAAAUUUCUGUGGUUCAAGCACUUCUAGCAGAACUCUCCACUCAAUUUUUAAUGUACAUGCGAAGCAGAGAUAUUAAACCAACUACUUGAUACUGUAAACCAGUGUACAUAGAAAUUUCUUAUUCUUUCUACUUUUGGUUUUCAUUCCUAAAGUUUGGCCUUAUCUUGUCCAUGGUGUGAAUGCGGUGAUAUAGUUUGUGAAGGGAUUCUUAUGUGGCACUUUACAUCCUAGCUGGAAGGGUGGACCUCACAUUGCAUCGUGCCUCUUCAGAUGCAAAAGAUGUUAUGUUACCAUGUUGAACUGAAGAUUGAUCCAACUUGACAAGGUACCGUUCCAAGUCAUGAUUCAUGAAAGUUUGCAUUUCUUCUGUCUGCCAGGUUCACUUCAGACAGCAAAACACUUCAUCAUUUUGGCAAGGAGUGUGGUAAAGGUGUGCAAUUACUGCCAGCUUGAAACUGUUUUCCUUUUCCUGGUCAUACUACGACUGUGAAGUGUCAGCUAAAAAAUUUCUGAUACCAAAGCACCAUUGAGAAAACAUUAUCUUUGAAAGUUGGGACAAACAUAGACUUAAACGAGGGAGGAACAUGGAUUCAGUUGACUUUUCCUCACAAAUUGCUGACUCUUCCCGGCUUACUUGGGGGCAGAAGGACUUGGGACGGUUGUCUAUUUGGUCUUUUUCUGACCUGGGUCCGGGUACAACACAGGCAAUUGACCCUAACGUUCCAUCAAUGAGGCUUCAGAGUUUGAAUUGUGCUCUUGUGGAAUGCACGAAUUGGUACGUUUAGCAUGUGUAUUACGUUUUAAUCCCCUUUCCUUUCUUAAACAUGUUGGUGAAGGCGAGCAUGUAGAUUGAAAUGUAGUUUUGUGUAAUCCUUGUUCAGCAAUCGUUGCGUUUCAUCGUUUCAAGUUUUGAGUACAAAUUUGCAAAUUUAAUCGAUGCACUCAUUUCUAUUUUCGAUCUAAGUUUUGUUUCAAGUGUGUUAAGGUAGAUUGCAUUUUGGCCCUGCUUAAUUUUUGA